AUCAAGAAAUCUUGGGUUUUGUCUCCUUUCCUUUCAUUCACCCAAAUCAGGUUUAUCCAAAAGAAGUUGAGUGUGUCCCUGGAGGUGGCCUCGGUAGGGGAGGGCGGCGGCCCCCUGGAGGUCAGUGUGACUGUGACACGGUGGAGCAGGUGAAGGAGAAGAUUCUCAGGGUCUUCAAGAGCAAGUUCGGCUUCCCCUACAGCGGCCAGCUCAAGGACAUCGACACCAGCACACCCUGCGGCUCUCCAGGACCAGGAUGUAUGAGAAAGGAGCCCAGCUGUCUCCUGCUACAGGAAGUAGAUAGCAGUUAUGCGGUCCUGGGGGCAGUUACCAUGCUGAACACACUGAGGCACUACAAGAUUCCUGAUAGAGCCUCUGUCAAAGUCAUCACAAAAGAAGGCCACACCCCUCUGACCACACAAGCCAGUUUGAAGGAUGACAAGAACUACUCCAUUAAGUACUUCCACUUGGUUGAUCCUGAUAUUGGCGACCAGAGCGGAAACCCAGAGAGGAAGAAGCUGAAGCUCAAAGAGGACUAUCUGAGAAAACUACUGUCCACAAAGGUGGCCGUGCAUUCCUAUGGCUCGCCAGACAGAACCUUCUGUUCUGCUAUUUUAACUAUUUCAACCUGUUACUUCCAGCAUUCACCCACCAAUAAACUCCUCUACGCCAAAGACAUCCCCCAGUACAAGCAGGAGGUGAAGGACUUCUACAGGCAAUCAUCAGCAGCGAAGGAGGACUGA
Messenger RNA from Conger conger (European conger), 743 nucleotides. Its product is annotated as plexin-C1-like. The coding region runs from base 261 to 743 and encodes 160 amino acids. Gene Ontology annotation, molecular function: semaphorin receptor activity. Gene Ontology annotation, biological process: negative regulation of cell adhesion; regulation of GTPase activity; regulation of cell shape. Gene Ontology annotation, cellular component: semaphorin receptor complex. The record is from RefSeq and is a predicted model, not a curated record. The transcript has 9 exons. NCBI's taxonomy places the organism in Eukaryota, Metazoa, Chordata, Actinopteri, Anguilliformes, Congridae.